AUGACGUCGGGGACGAGAAUGCCGACGUGGAGGGAGAGAGAGAACAACAAGAGGAGAGAGAGACGACGGAGAGCAAUCGCGGCGAAGAUCUUCACCGGAUUGAGACUGUACGGUAACUACGAGCUGCCCAAGCACUGUGACAACAACGAGGUCCUGAAAGCACUCUGCAACGAAGCCGGCUGGAUCGUCGAACUCGAUGGCACCACUUACCGCAAGGGAUGUAGUAGACCUAUAGAACGUAUGGAGAUAGGUGGUGGCUCAGCAACAGCGAGCCCAUGCUCUUCUUAUCAGCCAAGUCCAUGCGCUUCUUCUUACAAUCCAAGUCCAGGCUCAUCCAACUUCAUGAGCCCAUCUUCGUCUUCUUUCGCUAACCUCACCUCCGGAGACGGCCAAUCACUCAUCCCCUGGCUUAAACACCUCUCAACAACAUCGUCAUCCUCAGCUUCUUCAUCGUCAAGACUUCCUAAUUACCUCUACGGCUCUAUAAGCGCUCCUGUAACACCUCCUUUAAGCUCUCCGACAGCUCGUACACCGAGGAUGAACAGCGAUUGGCAACAACUCAACAACUCUUUCUUUGUCUCUUCAACACCGCCUAGUCCCACGAGACAGAGUAACAUCCCUGACUCUGAAUGGUUCUCCGGGAUCCAGCUGGCGCAAAGCGUUCCAGCUUCACCGACGUUUAGCCUCGUCUCGCAAAACCCGUUUGGAAUCAAAGAAUGUGGAGACGGGUCGAGAAUGUGGACGCCGGGUCAGAGCGGGACUUGCUCACCGGCGAUUCCUUCUGGUGCUGAUGUUCCAAUGUCGGAAGCUGUUGCUGCUCCUCCAGAGUUUGCGUUUGGGAGUAACACAAACGGGUUGGUGAAGGCGUGGGAAGGAGAGAGGAUACAUGAGGAGAGUGGUUCGGAUGAUCUUGAACUCACUCUUGGAAACUCAAGCACAAGGUAA
This is a messenger RNA of Microthlaspi erraticum, 945 nucleotides long. The record is from the annotation of a GenBank genome assembly. Lineage: Eukaryota; Viridiplantae; Streptophyta; Magnoliopsida; Brassicales; Brassicaceae.